Molecule: messenger RNA, 952 nt
Organism: Vicia villosa (hairy vetch)
Lineage: Eukaryota; Viridiplantae; Streptophyta; Magnoliopsida; Fabales; Fabaceae
Exons: 2
Coding region: 95-871 (258 amino acids)
Biological process (GO): phosphorylation
Molecular function (GO): protein kinase activity
Source: RefSeq, a predicted model, not a curated record
AAGACCAUUCUCCUAUGUUGUUUCUACGCUGCUUCGUAGAUUUUAAUUUUGAUAAAUCAUAUUCAAUUGAGACACUGCUCCUUACUCGCACACCAUGGCCUCACAACAAAGCCUCUUGUUAUUUUCAUUCUUCAUUAUAAUUCAACUGCUACUAGCAUCAGCUAACUGUCCACCUUCAAUUAAUUGUGGACAUCUCGAACAAAUCCAGUUUCCUUUUACAACCACACAACACCCAAACUGUGGCAUGUUAACCAUACACGGUUGUGAUGACCCCGAACCACAAUCCACAAAAAGCAUUCAAAAUAACAAUAAAUGGUUCGAUAUUCUCCGAAUCGAACCCUUCACAAUCACAAUUCGAGACGACCAACUCCACGAUUUGUUGUUACAGAAAAGCUGCAACAUUCUUAGCUACAACUCUAUGUUUACUAUCCAGACACCUUUGGUUUCAUCCCGUCUAGAGAAUUACGUGACCAUUUUCGGAUGCAGCAACAUCGACAACACAACCGAUCUUCAACAGUACUAUUCUUCCGUUUCUAAUUCAACUUCUAUUUGUAUAAACCAAAACGACCCCAUUGAUGAAAGUCAUGAAACUAUUGUGGUUGCAACUGAUUCCACCACUUUCAACUCUAGUCAUCUCAAAGAAUGUUCAAAGGUUGAGCUUCCAACUGAAUAUGAAGUUCCACGUGUUGACACAGAAGAUCUUUUUUACUUCUUAAUUGCUGAUAUUGCAAUCAAAUUACAAGUUUCUCAAGAUUGUUCAACUUGUCAUGAUCUUGAUGGAGGUCAAUGUCGUCUUGAUACCAAAGGCCACUUUUAUUGUCACAAAGGAAAAUCUAAUAAGACCCGUCUAAUAGUCACAACAGGUAUGUAAAAAUUAAAUAUAAUUUAGGGUUAAUACAUAUUUUCUCUCUCUCUCUAUAUGCUGUAUAAGCGUUUUUUAAAAAACCUCCCA